Corapipo altera (White-ruffed manakin) is the source of this 9674-nucleotide messenger RNA. It is a transcript of the gene VAPB, whose product is annotated as VAMP associated protein B and C. Gene Ontology annotation, biological process: endoplasmic reticulum membrane organization. Gene Ontology annotation, cellular component: plasma membrane; endoplasmic reticulum membrane. The transcript is spliced from 6 exons. Gene Ontology annotation, molecular function: FFAT motif binding. The record is from RefSeq and is a predicted model, not a curated record. NCBI's taxonomy places the organism in Eukaryota, Metazoa, Chordata, Aves, Passeriformes, Pipridae. The coding region runs from base 257 to 988 and encodes 243 amino acids.
GAGCCGCCGCCCCACCGCGCCGCCCGCCGUCCCCGCUCCGCCGCCGGCACAGGGAGAACGAGCAGCUGGGACAGGGUGAACCAGAACCCCCGCGGAGGGUGAAUCAGCGCCCGGCCGAGGGGUGAACAACCAGCCGGGCGCACCCCCCGCCCGCCUUCCCUCCUCCCUCCCUUCCUCCCUCCCCUCUUCCUUCCCCUCCCUCCCCGUCCCUUCCUCUCUCCGCCUGGUGCCGCCACCGCCGAGGAGGAGGAGGAACAUGGCGAAAGCGGAGCAGGUCCUCAGCCUCGAACCGCAGCACGAGCUCAAAUUCAAAGGUCCUUUCACAGAUGUUGUCACUACAAACCUGAAGCUCGGCAACCCCACAGACAGAAAUGUUUGCUUCAAAGUUAAGACCACAGCACCACGUAGAUACUGUGUAAGGCCCAACAGUGGAAUUAUCGAUGCAGGAACAUCAAUUAAUGUUUCUGUGAUGCUACAGCCUUUUGACUAUGACCCUAAUGAGAAAAGUAAACACAAGUUUAUGGUUCAGUCUAUGUUUGCUCCAGCUGAUACUUCAGAUAUGGAAGCAGUAUGGAAAGAAGCAAAACCAGAAGAACUCAUGGAUUCGAAACUUAGGUGUGUGUUCGAGCUACCAGCAGAAAAUGAUAAGCCUCAUGACAUAGAAAUAAAUAAAAUUGUAUCCACAACUGCAACAAAGACAGAUUCCUCUGUAAUGUCUAAAUCAAUAAGUUCUUCUUUGGAUGACACUGAAGUUAAGAAAGUAAUGGAAGACUAUAAGAGGCUUCAAGUAGAAGUUCAGAGGUUACGGGAGGAGAAUAAACAGUUUAAGGAAGAAGAUGGACUGCGGAUGAGGAAGGUACCCCAACCAAACAACCCAAUCUCUCCUUCUGCAGCUGCUGUCAAGGAUGAAGGGCUCAGCUCCAGACUACUUGCUUUGGUGGUUUUGUUCUUUGUCUUUGGUGUAAUUAUAGGAAAAAUAGCCUUGUAGAGGCAGCAUGCUGGAAAUUGUAAAUUGGUUUGAUGGUUCUGCCAUAUCAUUGGAUUAAAUUUAUUCAUAACAAUGUUUAAAAAAAAAAAAUUAAUGUAUGACAUCUCACAGGUCUUGCCUUUAAAUUACCCCUGCACAAAUACUAUGUAACAUAAUCUAGAAAGUUUAAAAUGUACGAUGAGCGAAUGAAUGAAAGAGAAUACGCUUCAGUGAUGAAGGGGGGGAGAAAAUCCUGAUUUAACACUACAAUGGAAUAUUGUAUAUGUCAUUUUAAACAUUCUUAGACCCUGGUACAUGUUGCUGGAUUACCUCUUUUUAAAAAAAAAAAAGAAAAAAAAAAGGAAAACUAGAAAAAAGAAACAAAAAAACCAACCUCUUCCUCCACUGCUGGAGCUGGCCCUCGGGAUGUUUGGAGCUGGGUUAGGCAGGAGGUGUUGAUAACUUCUGUAAAAUACGUUAAUCCACCAUUCUGCUCAUAAAUUUAACAGUUUCUGUCAGUGUCUUCAGCUCUGUGCAAGUUACCAGUUCCUUUGGCACUUACUGAGUAGUGAGAAGCUGCAAAGAGUCGUGUGUGGCCACGCUGAGUGUGCUGGGCAGCACCGAGGGGCUCGUGCUGACGGUGGGACGCGCUUGGGAUAAGGGGCGAUGCCUUGUUCUCACCAAGGGACCAAGCUACACUGCUGUUGGUUCAUUUAGUUGAAUUAAAAAUGUUAUUCAGAGAUGUUUAAUGCAUAUUUGACUUAUUUAAUGUAUUUCAUCUCAUGUUUCCUUCUUGUCACAAAAUCGACUAAUACUACGUGGUGUGAAAAGGCACCUGUUUAAAGCCAGUGACUAGAACUAAAAAUUUGCUGCUGUAGUGGUGCAAGAUUCUUCUGCCUCCUGGUGUUUUGGGCACUACACAAUUGUUGGGAGUUUUGAUCAUCUGAGCAUUGGGGAAAACAGUGGUCAGGAAACUUGUUUUUGUAUGUAAAUAAGUCUAUCUAGGGGAAAAAAAAUAUUAGUAGUAAACUAGUCCUAUGCCGUAAAAGACCAAUCCUGUUUGACUAUGUAGCAUCUUAAAAAAAAAAAGAAAAAAAAAAGAAAAGAAAAAUUAAAUAAAGCCCCCAAAUUAAUGUUUCCUUUGUUACUUUUGUCCUGUUCUCACAGUUUUAGAGGUGGGGAGGAAACAGUGUUCUCUUGUCAACUUUGUUUAUGGCAUAAGGAAACUUUGUUUCAGAGUGAUUAUUUUUUUUUUUUUCCAGACUAAUUUUAAGAUCAAUCCAAACCACCCCAGCACGAGUCUGGUACACAAAAGUGUUGUUCAGAGUAACCCUGUUGGCUGCUGAGGUACAAGGUAACAUCCUACUUUCCAGGUUAGUUGGGUUCAGCAGUUAAAAGACACUUGACAGCACAUUCAGAUUAAGGGGAAGGUAAUUUUGUUUCUAAGCUUCCUUUUAGCACGAGGUGUAUGAACUCAGUGUGCUUUAACAUGAUGGGUUCAGUAGGUGAAAUAGUUUUGGAGGAGGUAAAUUCACAUAUCUUCUUAAAUGGUAGACCCAAAAACCUGUGGUGACAAAAUUGUUUGUGAGUAUUUCAUGAUUAGGAUAAGCCUUUUAAAAGUGACUUCUGUCAUUCCUUCCUGUGAUUCCAUGAGAAAGCUGUUGGGGCUGCAGCCUGUCUGCUGCACUCCUUGACCUUUAUGUUUGUCCCACUUGUGUCUCAAGGGUUUCCUUCUUUGCAAGUGCAAAUAAGUGAAAUUUUACUUGAGGCUUAAUAAGAAAAUAGGUGGAAAAAAACUAUAACCGGUGUGUUCAGCCUGUGAACACAACUCAGGAGUACUUGUAGAAGAUUCCGCGGAAAAGGAGAGGUGUAUUUUUAGCAUUUUAAAGUGCUGGUGGCUUCUCUGCUCAGGAGGGAAGGGGCAGAGCUAAUGCAGCCUUCCUGCAAAGGGCAGGGAAGGUGGGAGUGAGCUGGGAAGAAGGAAGCAGUGAGUUCAGUGGGACACAUUGGGCAGAACUUAUCAAGACAAAGAUACAUUUUGGGCAGGAUGAUUAAAGAAAACCUUUAAAUGAAACACUGUGAAAGAGCCUUUUCAGAAAGACAAGGUUGUGAGUGAUGUUGCAAAAUUAGUUUCCAUGACUUUGAAGAAUGUAUUUGAGAAAACCUUUACAGAGCUGUGAAGUAGUUUUUUUUCAGAGGCUGUAAGUAUCUUGAUCUCACUCUUGUAAGAAAAGCUGAAUUCCUGAUUUGCUUUAAAAAAAUAAAUUUUUUGAGGGCCCUUUCUGCUAAAAAACAGACUGAAAAAAGGUUGGUUAAAAAAAAAAUCACUGUCUUUGCAGAUCAAAGCUUUAAGCUGGUCUGCUGUGAGUAAAUGUGUAGUAAUGUUCAGGUAGAUUGUACACACACUGUGAGGAGGCACAGGGCAAAGGCAGCAGCACGUGUGUCCUCCUCCAGUGUUCAGUGGUCACUUCUUAGUGAUCUCUGACAGCCUGGAACUUUAAAUCAUCCGUGAGCAAAGUUGGUCUGGUGUUUUGCACUCCAGGAUUAUAAAGAGGUCCCAGAAAACACUCUCAUGCUUUGCCAGAUGCCCUAAAAACACGUGGUCAAGGAGACCAGCAGAGGAUCUGUUGGUAAAGACUGUAACCUGCAGUUGGGGCUGACCCACAUCAUCGGUCCUAAACAAGACUCUGAAUUUAACUGCUUGUAUUUUGGAAUUUAACGAAAUUCUGAGAUCUUCCCUCACCAUUUCUGACAGCCCUGAAUUGUCUGGGUGAUGCUUUGCUUUUGCUGAGCUUAAAAUAAAAUAGCUGAUCAGUGGGAUCCCCACUGCCUGUCUGUCUGACCAAACCCUCCUGUCAUAGGCAGUAGAAAGAAAUGUUAAGUACUUGUUUUCUUCAUAAAAGGCCAGUCUGUAGAUACAGUGCAAAAAUAUAUUGAGUAGAUGUUCUUAAAUCACCUGGACCUUUUGUAAGUCUUUCCUUCCAUGACAACACCAGAGCAAAUGUUUUCAUGAAGUAUUCAUAUUCUGGAGGACAUUUUACCAUCUUAGGAAGUUAUGCAUGAAACACAGGGUUUCUAAAUAAGAUUAUUGUCUGGGGUCCUCACACAACAACUGAUGUUAGAAAACUGUGAUUGAUACAUGAUAGUAGAAAUCAAGUUAUUGCUAAUCUACUUAUUGUCCUUGCUGUUAUUUUAAGAUGACCACUUGCACAUACAUUUAUUGUUAAUUUUUUUAAGAGCCAGUAGAGGCUGCUUGGUGCACUCCUCGGGCAAAUUUGAUAUGAAUAGGUGUACAAAAUAUCUUGAAGCCUAGUGCUGGGAAACAAGUGGAAAAUGGUUUCUACUGUUUUUAUGUAGUUAUCCACAUCUUAAGGCAAAUGCUCUGUGCAUGAAUGAUCAUAAGUAUUGCUGUGCAUUGGCAGUUGUCAGCUGUGACUGCACAACUGGAACAUGUGGGAGCCAGAACCCAACUCAGGUUACUGUGGAACAGCCCUUGGGGUUGGAGAGCAAGAUCAUGCCAUGUCUGUCAUGUUGAGGGGGAUUGAUGUACCAUAAUGUCAUUUUCUAAAAAUACAGGAUUGUAAUAGCUUGAUGGUGGUAUUCCAUGUGACUUUUUCCUCCUGAAAUGCUGUUAGUGGGAUAAAGUUGGAACUUACUUCACUUUGCAAAUCACUAUAGACUUUCUUGUCACCAAUAAACUCGGAAGGGUUUCUAUUCUCUGCACAUGUGAACUUGCAGUUCUUGUCAGCGUGUUUGCAUCAUGGUGUGCACAGAGUGGAUCAUUCAACCUCUCAAGAUACUUGAGGCUGCAAUUCCCCACUGGAAGAAAACUAUCAUCCCUUUUCUUCAAAAAAAUGGCACUUUUUUCUCUUAAUUGGAAUGUCCUUAAUUCCCAGGCACAGUAGUGACUUAACUGUAGUACUCUUAACUUUAGAAACGAUACUUCUCUUGCUCUGCGUGGUGACCUAAAAUGCCAUGUCCUGAGUUCUGCUUUCCUUAUAAAGGAACUGAGAAAAAAACACAGCCAAAAAUCCCUCUGUUUGAGAUGAAAACCCAUGUAAAAGAACACUCUCAACCUCCUGUUUGUUGUGGCUGGGUCACAGCUGCACUAGAACUGCACAGCAGCGAGGGGGCCUGCAGAGCUGCUGUUCCAUGGUUUGGGAAUGGCUGAGCAUCCACUGCCCAAAUCCUCAGGUGAGCAAGUUGAGAUGGGACAGGUGAUGAGUGGAUUUCAGUGUAUGUAUUUAAGCUUUUGGUUUUUAAGUCAAAACACUAAUACAAACAGAAGGUCGUGUGUGGAGUGAGACUAGUUCAGUACUGUCUGUGUAGGUGACUGUUCUUUGGAGUCAGACACAUGUCUGCAAACUUAAUUUACUAAUUAGAAAAUAUCUGUACAAACCAGUGUUUAGGCAUUUUAGAGACAAAAGGACACACUGAGCAAGGCUGCUUGUUUGUUCGCGGGCUCAGCUUCGUGAGGAGCUGACAGGGGGAUCCAGUGCUGGUAUAAAUCAUCUGUUACAGUUAGAUAAAUCAUGGGAUUUAUUGUUCAAGCAGGGCAAUGCUGAUCCUUUAACCAUGUCCAAUUAAGUUUUUAUAUUACUCUGACAGCUCCAUGUAUUCUGAUCACUUUGUCCAAUGUGUCAGUGCAACAGUGACACUUCUCAUUGUGCUGCUCCUCACUUUUAUUUUGAUAAGCUUCAGAGAACAAAGUAAUUGUUUGUUUCCACUGCUCAGCUAUAAAAUUUGUUUGUUUUAUUAAUGGAUUGAUUUUUUUUUUACUGGAUAAUUGAAGAUUACUUUUAAAAUAACCCAAGUAAGAGCCAGCCAGGAAUCUCUUGCACAUCCUAUUCUGAUGAGCACAGACCUGCACACUUCCAAAGUGACCGUGGGCCUGUCAUUCACUCUGCUGCUCCCUGUGGCUUCAUUUCCUGCUAAAGAACUACUUUCAUGUUUGUACUUGAAGAGUAAAACUUUUUGAAACCUUUCCUAAACUUCCACAUAGAUCUCUUUGCCUCCCAGCCCAGGCCUAGGUUUGUCCUGAAGCCUCUGUGUGAGUGGAAGUACAAAAGGAACGUGGGGCCUGCGAGCACAGAAACAAAGCUGCUUUUCCUUGAAGCAAACUUGAACUUUGGAUCUUUUCUCCUGUGAUCUGUCAUUAGAAAAUGGCCUUUUCCAGAUGGCAAAACAAAAGAAGUUAAGAAAACAAAUGAAUUAAGAAGAAUUAAUUGAAGCUGCCUAUUACAAGUUGACAUUAUCCAUCUGGCAUUUCUGUUUAUGUUUCUGCAUCGGUACAUUUCAUUCUGAUUUAAUAAGUUCCUAAUUUUGUGGGGAUUUUUUUAAGAUUUCGAAGUGCCUAUGAGGAACAGCCCGUAGUGAAGUAUUGUUCCCAGUUUAGCUGUACAUUUUUUUAAUCAAAUCUUUUUCUUUAGUGGAUAAACUCACAAGAUUAGAAAAGCCUCUUGAACUCCCUCAUGUUUGAGUUGGCAAAUUUCCUACACACAAUUAUCCACACAGAGCUACUUCUAAAAGACCUUUAUUAAGGCUCUACAAAGUCAAGCACUCAGGAAUUAGGAAAUGGCAGAACCAGGUUUGUGCACUGGUAGUUUGGCCACUCUGUAUGAGUACAGUGCAGUAUUUGAUCAGUACCUGGUCAGAAAGUGAGAUGAGGCUGCUCAGAAGUCAUCCAAAACUCUCAGCUUUGUGUGCCUGGCCAUAUAGAGGCUCUCUUAAGUAUAAUUAGAUUUUUAAAAGUGGAACUUAAAAUGUGGAACUGGUUGUAACCCACGUGCGUGUCAGGAGGGAAUCCUUUGUGUUCUGUGUGUGGACACUCAUUCCUGACCCGAGCUCCCGAUGUGUAACUUGGAGCUGAAGCAGCAAUUUUCAUUUCCACAUUUGACUGGGAGGCCACAAACAAGUGUGAUUGGAGCCAGGAAUCUUUGCUUCAGUUUUGAGCCCAAAAGAAGAUUUCUGUAAAGGCUGGAGACUGCUGCCCAUCCUGCUUUCUAAUCUGUUCUGCCUGAGCUGUCAAAUCUCACUCCACUCCCUCCCUCAGCGCUUUGGUUCAGGCCAACUCAUCCUUGUUCCUUCCCUGCUCCUUGGCAGAGAAAUCCAUGUUCAGCUGAGCAUCUUUAACUGGCUUUCCUUCCCUGCUGCCUGCUUGUUUUCCAUCUGGGUCUUUCUUCCCAUCACCCUGCCAGUGUUGCUUUUCCCUACCUGCCUGUCCCAGACUUCUGGACUCCAGAGCACUGUGGCUGCACCUGGGCUGCCUGGCAGAGCUGUGGAUAUCUCACUGGGCCUGGAUGCCUUUUCCCAUCCUGGAUAACCACUCACCUUCUGCUUCCUCUGUGAUCAAAUUUGUACCUCCUUCCUCUUCACUCUGUGUAGAGUUUGGAGCAAUGAGUCUUGUCACCCAUCUCCUUUCUGUCUCCAGCUUCUUCCUGCUGUUUCAGGGCAGUAUCUUUAUUUAUAGUAUGCAACAGGCUUUUAUAUUCCAUCUGGAUUGUUUAUCAAAUGAAGCAGUAGCUCAAUGCUGUUAAUGUAUCCAAAAGUGUUUUGAAACUUUUUUGUGUGUUUUGUUUCAGUUUAAGAAUUGUUUGGGAAAUCAGCGAUGCAAAAAUGCAUUCUGAGGUAUUUUAAACAGAGGGGCAUGAGGGUGGUUAAUUGGAAAAAUAAGUUGCUGUUAAUUGAGCUGUGAAGAGAUUGUCAGGACUGUGUUUGUCUGGCAAACUUGGCUCCUGCUUUAAACUUUUGCACCUGCUAAAGAAGCAGAAAAUUGGAAAGGCAGCUUUUCUGAGGAGCUCGUGGUGGUAAAGAAGGUACUGAAGGCUCAGGCUCAGUGCAGGAAGGCAGAAAAUGUAUUGAGGCUGUUUGGAAAUUAUUUUAUUUUUCUUUGCUUUUUGGAGUUGUUAAAAAAUGAUUAAACUUUUGGAACGUAUUCUAAGAGAAGUGAAUGGAGGAGAGUUUUCUAAGACACAUGUGCCUGUUACCAUCAACUUCCAGCUGGUACAAACCUGCCAGCACGUGUUAGCUUGGGUUUUCUUCACAGGAACAGUAAAAGGGUAUUUAUUUGUUUGGUAGUUGAAAGAAAGCCAGUAAUCAGGAUUAAUGCUCGUGGUCUAUGUCUUAGACCUGGUUUUUUUAAUGCAGUGUUAGACAUGAAAGAUGAAGUUAUUUGGUUUUGUCUUGUGUAUGUCAGAUAAAGAUAAAUGAAUCACAGAACUCAAGCUGGAAUCCUGAUUACAGUGGAGCUCAGCACAGAACCAUGUGAGCUUCUAAUAAAUGUAAUUGCUGCUUCAAAAGGGCAUAGCUGAGCAAAUUUCAUAUCAGAUUUGGUAGUGGGGAAGAAAUUAGAUGGAAAACUGAAUUAGAAUUGGCAGUUUUCUAAGUGAAAGGUAUUAAAUGGCCAAAAACCCAAUAAUUUUGCAGUCGAGAAGGGGGACAGCUUUGGCUAACUGCCCAUCCUGCUUCAGUGGUGAAAUGAAGGGAAAAAUUAGAUGGAAACUAAUAUAAAACAAAUGAGAAAAAGGGAAGCAGACAGCAAUCCAUUCAAAAUGGGAGUUAGAAAGUGCAGAAAAUGAAUAAGGAAAGCACCAGCCAAAGGGAAAGCAAACUGUGUGGGUUGGAGUGCUCAGAGAGGGCCAUGAAGAGCUGGAGUUCAGGGGAAAUCUUUGCUGUAGGAUAAGGACCGUUAAUAGGUGCAGGUGGUAAAACCUGGUGAUGAUGUCAGAGGACUGGGAAGGUGUUGUCCUUCCUUAGCAACGCUCAGUACUUCAAAUAACAGGCAGGCCUUGAAGCCCUGGCUCAGUGUUGGGAAGGGAGGAGCCUGGGGCAGUCUCGGGGCUGCUGCUGAGGGUGGUGAGCGGGACAGGGCAGCCAGUGUGACAGCCCUGGGAAGGGAUGGAAAAGGAGAUGGAUGUUCCUGAAGGAGUGUGAUCCAAGUCCUCUCAUUCUCUUUGGUUUUCAGUUCUCUUUGGGGUUAGAGUCUGCCUGGGCCCUGCAAAGCUCCGUGUUUCCUGACAAUCACACGUUGCUGAAGUUCAAAGGGAACCACAGUGAAAUGGGGAUGCUCAGGGGGAUUCUGUGGGGACCUGGCAGAUUCAGUGGUUCCAGAUCACUGGUGAAAACCUAGAAAACCACUACUGAUAAAAUGGUAACAUGGCAAAAAUAUCCCUACCAGGACCAGAGUGAAUAACAGCUCCAUGUACAUUCCCAGUGCAGUUCCAGAGUAAAAGACAAAUGAAUACGAAUAUGUUCUUGUUUUAAUUACUGUUAGCUGUAAGUGAUUAUCCUUCUGUAUGUCUCAGCUGUGAGAGCUGGGAGUUUUGGAUGCAGUUUGGAUAUUUACAUUUUAAAAGAGAAGCUGGGUAAUUGGAAUGGAAUCAAAAAAGAAGAGAUGCAGAAAUUACUGGUGGAGUGUGAAAAUGCCUUAGAGAGGGUGAGAGAGAAAACUCAGUUGGCUGAGCUUUUCUACCAAAGUUGAGGCUGUCUUGAUUACAGUGCACAAAUACCUUCACAGGGAGAAAACACUGAACACUGCAGCUCUCUGAGCAUAAAAAGAGCAACACAAGAAUCACCAACUGGCAGUGGAAGCCAGGCAAAUUCAAAUUGGGAAAAGGCACAAAUUCUUAAGAGAGAAUAACUGUGUAAUUUAGGAAUGUGUCUUCAAGAACUGUGAACAGAAUAAUAAAAGUUAUGAUAUUUAUGCAAA